AUGCUAAAUCAGAGUAUUAUUAUGUUCCGUUAUUGCAUUCUAAAAAAUGUCAAUCCUUGCGAAAUGCAGCUCUCCAACGGUUCGCUGAUCGUCCUUUUCCUGAGCAGUGCUUAUGGAAGUUCUAAUUCCUUACUGUUCACCGCAGUGGCCGAUUUGAUUCAUUAUUUUCACACUCCGACGCGGGUAUCGGUUUUAUCUUGUUGGAAUAACAGUGAGAGGUUUGAAUUUUGGCGUGCAAUCAACACGGUCCGUGGGCCAGCGAAGGCCAUAGCUCUGAAUUUUGACGACGAAAAUCCGAACCUUCUACCUUGGAACGAUCAUAAUCAACAGCAUAACCUGAUUGUAGUUGAUACCGCUUGUCCAAAAUCGUGGCAGUUAUUAAGGGAAUCCGGUCAAUUACUGUACUAUCGUGUCAAAUGGAUCAUUGUGAAUAGAAAUGGGUUGGAGUGCGACAAGUUUUUGGAUUUUUUUCAAGAUCUUCAAGUGUUGAUCAGUAACGAAAUAUACUUCCUGUGUGAAUCGCCAAACCUAGAUAGCUUCUCGAUUCGGCAAGUAUACCGUUAUUCACUGGAAACUGAACUGAUCAUGGAAUUGUUCGGCUCUUGGAGUCAUGGAAUGAUCGUUAAUCAACAAGCCAACACAGUCAAUGCCGUUCGCCGGCGAAAUUUGAACCAUUUCAAACUCCGAGCAUCAGUGGCAGUAGCCGUAAAUGAAUCUCGGAAGCAUCUUGACGACUACCAGGAUAAACAUAUAGACUCUUCGUCGAAACUAAGCUAUCUUCAGACUAGAUAUGUCGUGCAGAACUUGAACGCUACAGUACAAUACAGUUAUCAUAACUCUUGGGGCUACUGGAACUCAUCGAUCGGGCAAUAUACCGGUAUGAUCGGAGACUUGGUUAGCGGUCAAUCCGAUAUUAGUGCUUCGGUAUUAUUCGUCACUGCCGAUCGGAUCAAGGCGGUCGAUUACGUUCCGAUGGGCAUCAAAACCCGAGCCACACUCAUAUUUCGUUCUCCUAAGCUUUCCAUCACCGACAAUGUGUUUCUGCUACCCUUCGAAGGAUCCGUUUGGCUAUGCAUAGUCAGCUUUAUCAUUCUUUCGGCAGUCUUUCUACUGAUCAUAAUGUUGGUAGAGCUUCGGUACACUUCGGUUCCUUAUCCGGAUGAUUUUCGUCCGACUAUAUUCGACACGAUCAUGAACAUGUUUGGGGCAUCGUGUCAGCAGGGUUCAUACUUGGAACCGAAUUCGUUGCCUGCGCGAUGCUUGAUAAUUUUGAGUGUGGUUAUACUCAUGUUUCUGUACGCAAGCUACUCAGCUAACAUCGUGGCCUUGAUCCAGUCGCCGUCGAAUAAAAUUCGUACCUUGCAAGAUCUGAUUGAUUCACCUUUAACUGCCGGAGCUUUGGAUAACGUCUACUAUAAACACUACAUAACGCACGAAAAUGAACCGAUUCGUAAAGAACUUUACGAACGCAAAAUGAAGAAAUAUACUCCCUUCGUUGAACUCGAAGAAGGCGUCAGAAAAAUCCGCCAGGGAUUAUAUGCAUUCUUUGUGGAACAGGCAUUGUGCUACAAGGUCAUCAGCGAAACCUUUCAGGAAGACGAGAAGUGUGACCUGCGGGAGAUCGAUUACCUGGACUGGACACAUCCGCACUAUGUAUCGCGGAAAAAUUUCUCGUUUGGUGAAAUGUUCCGACACGAACUGUUCAAGUUGCGCGAGUUUGGCAUCGAGGUCCGAGAGUACGGGAUGAUCUACUCGAAAAAACCGAAAUGCACCGGCAGUAACAGUUUCGUACCCGUUUCACUGAUGGACGUGUGGCCGGCGAUGCUGUGCCUAGGCUGGGGCUUCGGAUUUUCCGCUGGAUUGCUUCUGCUCGAACUGCUGCUGAGUCACGUUAGAAAGAGACAACUUAGUCGGAAAGUGAGCGGAACGUUCUUUCGAAAAUCAAUUAAAUGAAGCGUUUUUUUCUCUCUCUCGCAAUCAUUCACAUUUGGGUUGUUUCAAUAAAACAAUCAAUCGAUAAACGAUCAGAUUUCGUGCAUAAAUUAAAAAGUAUAGUAUGUUAAACGCAACCGAAUAAAGU
Malaya genurostris is the source of this 2080-nucleotide messenger RNA. Its product is annotated as glutamate receptor ionotropic, NMDA 1-like. The record is from RefSeq and is a predicted model, not a curated record. Gene Ontology annotation, cellular component: membrane. The transcript has 5 exons. Lineage: Eukaryota; Metazoa; Arthropoda; Insecta; Diptera; Culicidae. The coding region runs from base 1 to 1953 and encodes 650 amino acids. Gene Ontology annotation, molecular function: ligand-gated monoatomic ion channel activity.